AUGAGCGCCCUACAAUCCCAGCCGCUCAGCGCCGGCGGCCAGUUCAACUGGGUCUUCCUGAUUGAGAUCCUGGUCGUGGGCAUCCUCGGCCUGUUCUUCCUCUUCUACUUCAAUCGCCUGUUCGCUACCCUGGUGUCCUAUGGCAUUCGAAUCUACACCUGGAACAAAUACAAGGCUUACAUCGACAUUGGAGCACUACAGAUCAGUUUACUGGGAGGGCGGCUGUUCUUCAAGAACAUCCGAUAUCAUGCUCACAAUGUAACGGUCUUCGUAUACGAAGGACACGUUACGUGGCGAUACUGGCUUCGUUUGGUUCAAGAGGCAGAAGUGUUCCAAGACGAUGAGGGCGUUGAGAGGUCCAGCGGACGAGAUUCAAGCAUCUCGGGCAGUGACAAGGAGGGAAAGGAUAUCAACGAGGGCGAAAAGAGCAAGGAAGGUUCGAAUGAAAAGCCUAGAGCAAGGGCACGAAGUCUUGGUAAAGAGGAAAAGGCUGGAGGGAAGCCAAAGAAGGAGCUGCCAUGCCGUAUAUCUGUGACAGUGUCUGGUGUGGAAGCGUUCAUCUACAAUCGGAGCCCUGUCUAUGAUGCUGUGGUGGAAGCUACAACAAGUCAGGCUAGGGAGGCGGCUAAAGCUGGCGAGAAUACUGCGCAGCCUACAAAGAGCCCGACAUCCUCUUCCCAAGGAAGCAGUGCCGACGAAGUGAAGUUUGGUGCCCGACCAGAACGAAUGGAGACCUACAACACUGGUGCGAGUGGCCCUCCGACCGAGAAACCUGAAGUCCCAUCUUUUCUGCACAUCUUCCCCAUCAAGAUCGAAUGUAAACGCGCAGCAGCAGCUCUUGGGAAUGAGAACACGAAGAACGUCAUCACCGCCAAAACCGAGAGAUCCGUGGGUACUGUUGACGCCGGACAUGCCGGGCCUUUAGAUCUGUGGAAAUUGCUCUUCAACUUCGAGAUUCAGAAGGUCACGGUAGCCAUGAAGCCCAAUCGCGAUUUCAAAGAGCAGCAGCUGGAUGCCGCGCGGCGCAUUCUGAAGGAAAGAGAGCAGGAAUUAGAAGAAAUGAAACCACCACUGCGCGAAACGACUGAGAAGGCGCAGACUUUCUUGAGCCGUAUCUUGCGGUUCUUUCGUCGACGAGGCAGCUCUACUGAAUCCCUUCGCACUGCUUCGCUAAAGUCGAGGUCCAAGUCGGUCAUUGGACAACCAGGGGGUAGUCCACCGUUGGACCAACUACCCGGCCAGGGUCAGUGGCAUGGCUUAAUGCGCUAUCUGGAUGAUGGUGAGAUUAAUGAUCAUGAAGAGUGGCAAGACGUAGAAUAUGCCAAGUCAUCCGAGCUUGUGAACUGUGACAAGAUCACGAUGCGCUUCUAUUGGGAUAUGCCGGGGCCGGUGCCAAAUGGAUUCGCCGACAAUGAUACCCUUUUGGGCUCUCAACACGAUGACGAUAUCAAUGGCACGGUACCACCGGACUACGGCAUGGACUUGGGCAUAUAUGGUGGUUAUGUCGUCUAUGGACCUUGGGCGGACAGACAGCGCCUCAAUCUUCAGCCGAUCUUCGUGCCGGCGACGUAUGUCGAUGCUACUCCAGCAAAUCCGCUCAAGCCUGGGGAAGUGCGCGUCUGCACUGUCUUCAAGAUCAAGGUCAUCGUCGAGGACGAUGUGGUCCUGCGGAUUCCAGCCCGUGAAGAGUCAAAAGACACCAAGUGGAAAGGGCGCGCCGAAAAAGCUAAUCCGUCCGCAAGCAAUGGCAACGAUGCCACUCAGGGAAAAGGCGGACACUGGAGAAGGCGUCGACAUCACAUGCGCGGAAAAGCUAACAAGAAGGGCACUGCCACCGUGGAUGCUCGACCAUACGGUUGGAUCGACAUCACUGUCAAGAAAGACUCGGUGGUGAACUUCAACAUGGACAUGUAUGCACGUCCUACUGGCUACCGCAACACCCUGGACCUGGACGUGAAAGGUGUCGAGAUGUCCAGUAGCGUCAACCAUGGCCUUCUCUGGAAGUCUGGCCCGUUAGUCCUGGACGCGGACAUCUCGCAGCCUUGCACUUGGAACAGUCUGAGGAAGUGGCCUUUCAACGUCGUCAUAAACGAUAUGGAACUGUUCAUUCUUCGUGAUCACCUUUUCUUGAUCAUCGACCUCGUCAACGACUGGGCGUCUGGAGCGCCAUCCGACUUCUACACCUUUGUACCAUACAACUAUCAGCUGGACCUGACCUUCAAGAACUUUAUAAUGUACCUUAAUGUGAACGACGCCAACAUCAUCAAUGACCCCGCCGACUUUGUUCGCAACGACUAUCUCACGAUCGAGGGACAACUGCAUGCUAUCCUUGGUAUCCCAAUGGAAAAUUACCGACCAUCCCGCAAUCAGAUCUCGUUCGAUGUCCUAGCGCAGGAUUUGAAGAUGAGAAUGAUCAGUCCUCCUAGGAGCACCUUCAGUGCUUUCGUCGAGGACAAGGUGAUGGCUGAGCUGCCCAAGCUCACUCUGAACGGAUCAUACAAUGCCAACCAGGAGAUUCGGGUUGGCAAUGUCGAUGUUCUCCGAAUGGACAUCGUCGGUACAGGCCUGUCACUGAAGGCUUACGGCUUUUUCGUCCGCCAGCUGGUGAGCAUCAAGGAGAAUUACUUCGGCGACUACAUGCAUUUCAAAACUCUCGAAGAGUUCCAGGCGGCCAGUGAUGAUCUGGAAGAAGCAAAUGCAAAGACUGCAAGUUUCCCGAAACCGACAUCCAUCAACGAGCUGGACGUCAUCUUGUGCAUUGUUGCCGAGGACGCCACCGUCAUGUUUCCCACAAACAUGUACUCGUGCAAAGAAUUUGUUCGGGCUGAGUUACCUCGUGCUGAUCUCGACUUGCGGAUUGUCAGCUACUACCUUGAUAUGGGUCUGCAGCUGUCGCCGUUGAGCUUUUUGACAGGCUCUUCAGCGCCGGAUGAGGACGACGUGCCAGGAGAAUCGCCCACCCAAUUCUUCGUCAAACAUGUCGACUUGAAUGGCCAUCGCUCAUUCGGUCUGCCACCCAACGAAGAAGCAUACGUGAGCCAGUGGGAUAUCGACGUUGGCAAGAUCACUGGAGAGCUUUCGAGUCAGUUCGUACGAGACCUUGCAUUGGCUGGGCGAGCAUUUGCAUUCACUAUCGGUGAUGUGGAGAAUGCUCUUCCAGUCCAUUCGCCUGCCAUUGCCCUCGAUGCAUCAUUCGUACAGGUGCGCACUGAUACCGUACGGCUUUGGAUGCACGUUGGAAAAGAUGCUCUGUUGCUUGACCUCGAGCCGGUGAAAGUCGAGACCAAUGACUGGGCAAGUGCGAUGUUCUCCCAGCGGGUCACCGUCCUUGCGCCGCUGAUUACCGUCGCAUGCGCGGACGGUAGGAGUGCGUCGCGACAUAGAGCACGCAGCUGGCGAAAGGAUCCUGUUCGAACAUAUGCCUUCCUGCAGACUGGUGUGUCGUUGGAUGUGGUAAUUCGCAAAGCACAUUUCGAUCGGGAGACGAGAAGACAGCAAGCCCACUUUCGACUGCACGAUCAGCGUACAGGCAGGUUCCCUUUUCUCAUACGGCCCGACAUUGAUGCUCCCAUUGACCCUGAAGAUGACAUCCACUUCGAACCUCCGGCAUCACAGUACCCGUACCCACCGCCUCCAUUGACGCGGACAAGUGGCGUCCGACGGCAGGCUUCGGUGAAAUCAAUAUCGAGUGUUCCCAGAGGGCGGCGCUUACUCUCCAAGAGCUCGUCAUCGUCUCUCUCAGCCUCAGUCAAGAGUGGGCGUGCCGCGAUUGUUGGCAAACCUCGUCCUGUGUUCUUGUCUUGCCCGACUGAGAAGACGGAGAGCUCGUCCUCAUUUUACAGUCCAGCAGCGCCCGGCAGUCGAUCAACAAGCCCUGACUCUACGCGCGAGAAGCCUCACAACAGGCUGACGAAUGACGCCGAGCGAGCCAAGUUUGGCCUCCCCUCUUCCACCAUGGCCUUCUCAAGUCCCUACUCGGAGCCCUACUUUCCCUUGGAGCUGGUCGAGCCGGACGAGACGAACGUGCCUCCUUUUUGUGCUGUUGAAGACAAGGACGGGACUCAAUCUGAGACUUCGUCAAUAUCAGAUGUUAUACUGGAUCCAGAUAUCGAUCCUGACGCGGAACAUGUCACGGUCAUGAUCAAGAUUGUACCUGGCAUACGUGGUUAUGUGGAGCCUCGGGCAGCCAUCACAGCGUCGAAACUGAUCCGCAAAGUGGCACCAAAACAUCCUAACGAAGUGAUGGAUGCUUUCCAAAUGAGCGUCAUUGGAGCGAUUUUGAGCCAGCAGGCUGCCAAAAGUGCCAAAAGCAAGAUCGUGGAGAUCCAGGCCAGUCUGGCAGCCGCCCAUCUGCGCGUCGUGGCCCUCGACGAGAAGAAAGAUGAAAUCGCAGAUCAGAUCGAUCUGAAGAUGAAGUCUCUGGAGACAUUUGUGAGAAUCCGCACAGAGCCUUCUGAUAUCGGCGUGCAUCAGUUACUGGCUUUGCACACAAUGCUGGCAGGGCUUGAUGUUUGUUUACGAGAACGUCAAGAUGGCGUCCUCGCAAAACCGGCAGUAGGACUCGGCGUUGACGAUGUGCUGGUCUGGCUAGCGCUCACCAGCACCAAUGCUUUCCAUAUAUCGUUCCGCGACACAUCCUUGGCGGUUUCUGGAGAGCAAACGAGAUACCUCAGCCUGCUCGCCCUGAAGCUUAUACCUGUGAUAACCGACAUCAAGUCACGUUUCGAAGAGGUCCUUGCCAACGACUUGAAACGUAUUCAGUACCUGGUCUACGUCCUCACCCACAACGGACAAGAUGUCGGGGACCCUCCUUUCCUGACCCGGCUUUUGUUUGUUUUGCGCGCCUAUCCAGGACAUGUCCGUAACACGGACUCGUGGAAUAUUCUGGCGCGGUUCCGAUACAUAUUGCAGAGUUUGUCACCAGAUGUCUUAGCGGACCUCACGGCCGUGAUCAAGCAGACCCAUCCAAAAUGCCCAGAGGAUGCUCCCCGUCGAGUGCUAGACAGCUGGGCGCAUUGGCAGAGCUGGGACGUCCACAUCAACCAGACCAUGGUGUUCAAGAUGCUCUUCAGCCCCGAGGAUAUCAAGACAAUGGACCCCUAUCAAGCCAAAGCGACCACUUUGACAUUCAGGUCCGAGUCUUUCAGAAUCGCUCUUGAGCACGCGAAAGGAAGCAGUGACAUCGUGCUGGAGGAGACUACGCUAGGCGUAGAGAACACCCCUCCCAAGAAGCCCGAGGGUCUGAUGCUUGUCGAAGAGAACACGAGGACGAGAACUGCGCUGCAGAUGCACACGAGUACGAUCGCCUUUCUGCUCGACUGGGGCCUAUUCCACAUUGCAGAAGAUGUUAUAGCCCUGAAAGAUCGCAUUGACGACAUCGCUGCUUCGCUUGAGAGCAAGCGAAAACGGACCGCCGGCCAGGCAUUGGAGGACGGACUUUCCCGGCAUGACAUUCACGCCACGCUCUCGACUGAUACUGGUAGUGUCACACUGCAGAGCAUCAAUCUCCGCCAUGUAUCUCGCGCAGAUGGAUUGAAGAUGACCGUGAUUGGAACGAAUCAAGCGCAGCAUGAGACGAUCGGCCAGGCGGUCAGCGCCACUCUCAACUUUGACACUGCCAUCACCGAGCUGCACGGUCCCACAGCGCCCAUAUGGCAGACGUUGCUUACCUCGCCAAGUCUGUACGUCGAUCACAUCCUCCCUGCGGAUGGCCUCCAGAUACCACCGACUGUGACGGUUGCGGUCGCAUACGAUGCACUGCAGAUCAUCAUCAGUGAACAAGUCCCUGGGAUUCUCCACAUUGUCGAUUCGGUGAUUUUGGAUGAGGUUGCAAAGUGUCAGCGCCUGGCUGAGAUGGCACAAGGACCACCACUGCCAGCAUCUCCCCCUCUCAGUCGGACUACUGAUACUACAACAGUCUCCCGAGCCAGCACCGGAGCAUCUCUGCCUCCCAAACUUCAUGUGGCUGUCUUGUCCGGCAAGCUGCAUCUGGAGGUCUCUUUGCUGUCAACACUUAGCUUUCUGCUUGAAGGAAACGGCGCCAGCGUUCGCGUUGCACCGAGCCUGACCAAAGACAGGAUUUUCAGCAUCGACUUCGAUGUGGGCGUCCAGCAUCAUGCUUUUGUGAACACUUCUGCCAAUGAGAGACAUGUCCAGGGACUUUUGGAGGUGCCACCCAUCAACGGACACGUUGGGUUGGAAAUCGGCAUUGAUGAAACAGAUGUCGCUGUGGCUACGACCAUCGAGAAGAUUGAGGUCGAUGCAGCCGCAAUUCAAGGUGUUCUGGGCGUUCUCAACCGGCCUGAAGUCCAGAACGUCAUCACUGCCAUCAAAGGUGGCGUUGAAGAUAUUAGAGGUCAUGUGGUGGUCUUGUUUCCUGAAGAUCACACGCCGAAGCCAAAGCCAGACCCCAAGAAGCAACAGCGUGUUGCUUACGACGUUCGAUUUGCAUUGCUGGGAGUCAGAGUCUCUGCGAGCACUCCUCGAGUUCUGGGACGCUCCACAGCCGAAGUCGAGUUUGGAAUUGGGCCGUUGCAUGCCACUGCCUCGAAUCGUGCUGCCCCUGAGGAGAUCAUCCCCGACGUUCGAGCUCUUGUGCAAGACAUCGGUGCGAGCCUCAAGAUCAAGGAGAAUGGCAAGUUACGUCCUUGUGGAAAUGCAAUCAUGAGCAUCAGGUUGGACUUCAGCAACCACAAGGGCGACAAUGGUGACAUGGUUAGGGAGCUGAACCUGUGGAGUAAAGGCGUCGACGUGAAUGCCUACCCAGACACUGCUUCUACGGUUGUCGACGUUAUCAACCAUCUACAAGACAGGAUCAAGCAUCUGGAUCUCUCCAAGGAAGUCGACUACCUUCGCCGCAUCCGUGACGAGCGUAGACAGACUGUCAUUCAGAAAAUGAGCGGCAAGGAAAGCUGGACGGAAGACGAUGAGCUACCCUUCUCUCCGGAAGACCUACUCUCAAUCAAGACGACAAUAGAGAUCACCGACAUUCAAGCUGCAUGGAUCGUCGACAGAUCAUUUGCAGCCAACAGGAACGCGCCCGUCGAUGAUUUGGUCUUCUCCAUUGACAGCGUCGAAUUCACCACUCGCGGCGGCAACGAAGCUCGGCUGACGAUCACGGAGGUGCAGCUGCAACUUGCUAAGAAGAAGGAUGCCAAGCUGUCGCGCUCUUUGAAUUCAGCAUUGCUUCCUGAGGUGGGCUUUAGCGUGGGCUACUGGAAGACGGGCAGAUAUCGCAGUCUGACGUUCAAGGCUACUGGCAAGCCGCUCGACCUUCGCCUUGAGUCGAGAUUCAUCUUGCCGGUCAAUGCCGUACAGAGGUCGAUUGAACUUGCGAUUGCACAGUUUAAGAAGGGCACUGAGACAUGGCAGAGUACGCCCACAUCCACAGGAGCGCCAAGAUCGACGAUGAAGUUUGACACGAAACACAUUGGAUCUCUCCUUGUCGAGGCGGACUUCGCCGGCGCUCAGGUCUACAUGCAAGGAUCUGGUCGCCGCGAGCGCAGAGCGAGCCUGGCCACAGUGGCGACAGCUUCCCAGCAACAUGGCAGCCAGCAUGGGCGCUACGGCCAGUUUGCAGCUGACGGUGCGCUCAUGCAUACGACUUUAACUGCUCCUGGGAUUGGUUUCAAACUUGAGUACAACGCAAGCGAGACGCAACCGACGGUCAAUGCAGAGCUGAUGAUUGACGCAUCGUCAAAUAUGCUCUUGCCGAAUGUCGUCCCAUUGAUGCUCGAAGUAUCGAAUAGUGUGAAGGAGCUGGUGCGAAAUCAGAAGGACGACAAAGCACCCAUCAAGCAGGUUUCUGUGCCAGAGGCUGCGAAGCCUGCGCAAAAGUUCUUCGAGGAUGACUCCAUCAUCACUGCCACACCAGCUAAGAUUUUUGGCAAGACGAAAGUUGAUCUUGGUUUCCGCAUCGCCAAGCAAGAGUUCGGCCUGAGCUGUCAGCCCAUAGCAAGAGUUGAUGCGAAAGCAACGCUUGAAGACUUCUACGUCACGAUGAACACGAUCGACUCGGACGAGCAUGGCCACUUUUUCGCGGCGUCCGCCGUUAUGACUGGACUUCGAGCGCAGGUCAAGCAUGUCUACUCGCGCGAGCCUACUUUCAGCUACGACAUGGACUCAAUUGUGCUGUCUGCGAUGAACAACAAGCAUCUGAGCGGCACUCCAGGUGUUUCGGCUAUUCUGAACAUCAACCCGACUCGAAUCUUGAUCAACGGCAAGCAGUUCCAAGAUCUACUUCUUUUCAGGGAGAUCUGGCUUCCACCUGAGAUUAGAAAUGCUGCGGCUGCGGCGGGUCCAGCUCCAUCGGCAGUACCAUCCACGAGACCGGACGACUUUCUCGUGCAGCGGUAUCAGACCGUGGCGGCCGCUGCUGCGUUCCCUUGGAAUGCUACAGUCUCGAUUACGAAGCUUGCUGUUGAUCUGGAUCUUGGUCAGAGCAUUGGAAAGUCAUCGUUCACGAUCACCAAUUUAUGGGCUUCACAGCAGAAGUCGUCGAACUGGGAGCAAAAUCUCUGCAUCGGCAUGGAUGAAAUGGCUAUCAACAGUACUGGCCGUAUGAGUGGCUUCAUUCAACUAGGCAGGCUUGGCGUCAGGACCUCGAUCAAGUGGCCUGAAGGGUCGAGCCAGAGUUCAACGCGCAAGACGCCGCUGAUUCAGGCUUCACUUGGAUUCCAGAGACUACGAGCCAAGGCUGCUUUCGAUUACCAAGCGUUUGCGUUCGGUGAUAUCGAGAGUUUCGACUUCCUAAUGUACAAUGUCCGCGAUUCAUCAGGAAAGUCAGACCGCCUUGUGGCUGUGCUUGACUGCGAGAAGGCUUAUGUGUUCUGCACGUCGACGAGCCCUGCGCAGGCUGUUGGGCUGUAUCAGGCGUUCGAUCGCCUGAUUCAAGAGAAGCAGACGGCAUACGUCCAGUCAUUGCGAGACAUUGAGAAGCACAUGCGGCGCGAGAGUACUGUCGUGCCGACGAGAUUUGGACCUCCGAUACCGAACUCUCCCGUCAAGACCAAAGAGGAUAAGCGGAGCCCCAUAUCGCUGCACACAGAUGUUGUCGUUACGAUGGGUGCUAUCUGCUUUGGUGUCUACCCGAGCACGUUCUUUGAUAGCCAGAUGUUGAAGCUUGAGGCCAACAACAUCCAAGCUCGAUUCGCCGUAGGGCUCGAAAGGGGCAAGAUUACGAGUGGCCUUGGUAUGACGCUUGGGCAGCUUCAAGUUGGCUUGUCUCAAGCUCGCCGAGUGACCGCCGUUCCCAAGGCCCUGGAGGUGACGGUCGACGAAGUUAUCAAUAGCGCCAUCAACGCCAAAGGCGGCACGAUCCUUCGCGUACCCAAAGUCAUCGCAUCUAUGCAGACAUGGCAGUCUCCGGACAACAACAACGUCGACUACAUCUUCAAAUCCCUCUUCGACGGCAAAAUCGACGUCGGCUGGAACCUCUCCCGCAUCAACUUCAUCAAAGGCAUGUGGACCUCCCACUCCCGCGCGCUCGCCUCCCGCCUAGGAAAAUCUCUGCCCGAGUCCGCCGUCAAAAUCACCGCCACCGAUGAAUCCUCCUCGUCAUCAAAAGACAGCACCAACGACAAGCAGGAGAAAAUCACGGCGGAGAUCAAUCUUCCGCAGAGCAAGUACGAGUAUAACCCGCUAGAGCCUCCGGUCAUCGAGACGCCGCAGUUGAGGGAUAUGGGCGAGGCGACGCCGCCGUUGGAGUGGAUUGGACUGCAGCGUGAUCGGCUGCCGAAUGUUACGCAUCAGAUUCUGAUUGUGAGUUUGUUGGAGGUUUGUAGGGAGGUGGAGGAUGCUUAUGAGAAGAUUUUGGGGAGUUCGUAA
Molecule: messenger RNA, 9825 nt
Organism: Zasmidium cellare ATCC 36951
Lineage: Eukaryota; Fungi; Ascomycota; Dothideomycetes; Mycosphaerellales; Mycosphaerellaceae
Exons: 1
Coding region: 1-9825 (3274 amino acids)
Biological process (GO): fermentation
Cellular component (GO): membrane
Source: RefSeq, a predicted model, not a curated record